AUGUCUGCCAACAACCGCGUCCGUGUCGAGGCCGAGAAUGACGUGGCCAGCUCCCUCGCCCAGCUCCGCCAGGCCCAGGCCCUCCACGCCCAGCAGCAGCUCGGACCCGACGCCGUCCCUGCCAUCUGGUCCGCCCUCCGCCGCCAGUUCUGGCGCCACGCCGUCCGCCGCCACCUUGCUGCCGGCCUCGUGCCCCUCCAGGACGACGUCCGCGACUUCGCCCCCUUCCUGCGCCACCAGCUCUCCCUCCCGGAGAUAGAGUUCUCCCUCUUCGUCGUCUUCCGCGACCACCGCUCGCACAUGCGCAGCAACGCCGUCGGCGCCGAGCUCAGGCGCCGCUACAACGCCUUCAAGGGCAACGCCGCCGCCGCCGCCAAGUCCGAGGACGACUGCGCCUUUAAGUUGGGCACCACCGUCCUCCGCUCUGUCACCGCCCUCAAGACCCUCAACUCGCUCCUGAACCCCCGCGCCGGCGCCUCCUUCUCCCCCGCCGAUGUCUUCCUCGAGGUCCGCAGACAGAUGCUGUUGCGCAACCAAGACGUCGACGAGAUGCCCGAACCGACCCCCGCCGAUGUCGCCACCGCCGCCAGUGUUCUCCGCGUCCGCCGCGCCACCAGCGCCCUCAGCUCCGCCCGGCCGACACCCGCUCCCGCCCAGCAAGACGCCUCCGGCCCCACCGCCUCCAAGAGACCCGCCUCGCCUUUGGCCGGCCCCCCCGCCCGACGCCCCUGUCUUCAUCUCCUUGAUGAGGAAGAGGAGAACGAGGACGAAGAGGCGAACGAGGACGAAGAGGAGAACGAGGACGAAGAGGAGAACGAGGCCGAGAAGCAUGAGGCCGAGAAUGAGGAAGAGCCCGAGGGCGAGUCCAAGGACCAGCGCGGGGAUGACGGAGCCGGUGGCCUUUUCCCGCUCCCACACCCACUCUUGCUUUCUCUCCCUCUGCUGCGCCCCGAGACCCCUGGCCGUGAGGGCCCCCGCCACCGCGACCCCUCCCCGCGCCUGAGCUCUCCGGCCCCACUUCGGAGCCCCGUCCUCGGCAUCCGCAGCCCGGACCACCGCCCCCGGACGCCUCCCCCGCCUCCGGCCUCCUCUCCUAACGGAGACGUAUUCCACACCCCGCUCGCCGUCAGCCAAUCCCGCCCUCCAAGCCCCCGCGAUAUCCUCCCCCUUGCUGACACGCCCCCUCCUGCCCGCGCUGCUCCGGCCGGCGCCGCCCCUGCCGCCAGUCCCUUCGACUUGGAGGAGGACCCCGUCGGUGUCGCCCACCGCUACCUGGACAUCGUGCGACAGAUCCGCGACAUGCCGGAGCCCCGGGGCAGCAUCCUCUGGCGCUGCGCCAUCUACACCCUCCGUCAGGCCGCCGAGUCUGUGGCUGCCUGGUGUGAGCUGGUGCUGGAUGAAGACGCCAUGGGCGAGCAGUGA
Colletotrichum higginsianum IMI 349063 is the source of this 1422-nucleotide messenger RNA. RefSeq lists its product as uncharacterized. The record is from RefSeq and is a predicted model, not a curated record. Lineage: Eukaryota; Fungi; Ascomycota; Sordariomycetes; Glomerellales; Glomerellaceae. The transcript is spliced from 2 exons. Bases 1 to 1422 code for a protein of 473 amino acids.